Messenger RNA from Cladophialophora immunda, 1040 nucleotides. RefSeq lists its product as uncharacterized. The record is from RefSeq and is a predicted model, not a curated record. Bases 228 to 1040 code for a protein of 270 amino acids. Lineage: Eukaryota; Fungi; Ascomycota; Eurotiomycetes; Chaetothyriales; Herpotrichiellaceae. The transcript is spliced from 3 exons.
CAACUAACCAUCGUCUGCGGAGGACAAGACGCUCACGCAUGGCCAAGGUAUCACACCCUGUCUCGCGGGGUGAGAGGUUCCUCAAGCUUGGGACGCUUCGACUCCUGCCUUGUACACAGACAGUCAAGGGCACUACUGGUGAACUCGCUCUCUUUCGACGAGUGUUGCCUCUGGUUUGAGUGCUCCAGUCUCGUGUCCAGCAUGUCGACAGCAACAACGCCCAAGAGAUGCCUGGAAGAUCUCACAAGCCAGAUCACGCCAACCCCCAAUCAUUGAUAAAGGGACAUACAAAGGAACGCCCCGACAGCUGGACGACAAACACAUCUGCACAAAGCACUGCCGCCGACAAACACAGCAUACACAGUUGUAUCGCAUAUACGUCGACGCCCCCGUCCACGACCCCGUACACAAUGACCCCGUUAUAUGAUUACCCCGUCCAUGACCCCGUCCACGACCCCAUCCACAACCCCGUUCACGACUCCAUUCACGACCCCGUUCACGACCUCGUUCACGACCUCAUUUACGAUAACCCUAUCCAUAAUUACCCCGUUCACGAUGACCCCGUCUACAAUAACCCUAUCUACGACCCCGACCCCGUCCACGACCCCAUCCACCGUGAACUUGAACUGUUGAUGGCCGACGACGACGCCGAUGAAGCCGGGGCCGACGGAGCCGAAAAGAAAUUGCAUGCCCUGUGUGUAUCGAGAUUUCGUCUGGCCUUCAGUCCCGUGCCUUUACUACCAUAUUCUAAUUCGGCGAUGAACCUGUCGUACCUGUACAACACGUUCCACGCGCCCAUCGUCACCCGGCGAGACCCGUGUCGGCGACUCGGUCUGUAUUGUGGGAGGAUCAUCGAUGCCACUGAUUCUACGGCUACGAAACCGAGCACAUUGGGCCUACACCUUUACCAUCUACAAUACGCUGAGCAACGCCUGGAUCCACGGCCGGAGAGAAUCUUGUGCGUAACUAGCGCCGACAUCGAUGCCAUUUUCGAGCUUGAAACAGAUGACCUAGACUCGAUAUUCUCGCGGCGUUCCUGA